This is a messenger RNA of Serinus canaria (Common canary), 3142 nucleotides long. It is a transcript of the gene SLAIN2, whose product is annotated as SLAIN motif family member 2. The coding region runs from base 90 to 1877 and encodes 595 amino acids. Gene Ontology annotation, cellular component: microtubule plus-end. Gene Ontology annotation, biological process: cytoplasmic microtubule organization; positive regulation of microtubule polymerization; microtubule nucleation. The transcript has 9 exons. The record is from RefSeq and is a predicted model, not a curated record. NCBI's taxonomy places the organism in Eukaryota, Metazoa, Chordata, Aves, Passeriformes, Fringillidae.
GCCCUGCCCCGCCGCCGGCCGCCCGGCCGCGUAGACGGGGCGGCACGGCCGCCUCUGCCCGCGCAGCCGCCGCUCUGCCGGCGGCCGCCAUGGAGGAUGUGGGCUCGGGCGUGAACGCGGACGCGGAGGUGCGGAAGCUCCAGGAGCUGGUGAAGAAGCUAGAGAAGCAGAAUGAACAGCUUCGCAGCCGCCACGGCGCUCUGUCCGCCGCCCCCGCCAGCCCCAAGCGCCUGCCGAGCGCCGGGCCCUCCUCGCCGCCCCCCGCCGCCUCCCCGUCGCCCGACGGCCGCUGUCUCAGCCCGAGAGCCGCUCCCCGGCGCUCGCUCCCCGAGGAGCCCGGCGGUGGCGACGGGGGCAGCGGCGGUAAUGGCCUCCUGGACGACGCGGCGGUGCUCAGGCCAGAGGAGCUGGAGCGGCUGGCCGGUUGCGAUGAGGACGAGACCGGCUGGUUAUAUACAUCUCCAAAGAAGAAGCAAAAUCCAUUGCAAAAAAGUGUCAGUCCAUUAGUUUGGUGCAGACAGGUACUGGAUUACCCAAGUCCUGAUGUUGAAUGUGCUAAGAAGUCACUGAUCCACAAGCUGGAACAAACAAUGUCGGCUCUCAAGAGGCAGAGUUUGUACAGCAGCCCUUUCAGUGCGGUCAGUUACGCGAGCUCCUACAGUCCAAAUACUGGUAGCCCCUACAGCAGUGGCUUCAACUCUCCCUCCUCGACACCGGUGAAAUCUGCUUUAGUGAAACAGCUCAUACCUCCUGGUACCUCAGGUCAUCUUAAAAUUUCAGGAGAUAGAAAUCCUCCACUAAGUCCACAGUCUUCUCUGGACAGUGAAUUAAGUGCAUCGGAGAUGGAUGAAGACUCUAUUGGGUCUAAUUACAAGUUAAAUGAUGUUACAGAUGUGCAAAUUUUAGCAAGAAUGCAGGAGGAAAGCCUGCGGCAAGAGUAUGCAGCCACAGCGUCUCGGCGUAGUUCUGGCUCCUCUUGCAAUUCCACGCGGCGAGGCACGUUCAGCGACCAGGAGCUUGAUGCACAGAGCUUAGAAGAUGAGGAAGAUGGCACACAUCACACAGUGCACCCUGCUGUCAGCAGGUUCUCACCAUCACCUCGCAGUUCUCCCUGGCCUUCACCAAAACAAUCUCCAAGAAAUUCGCCUCGCUCCCGAUCACCUGCUCGAAGCAUAGAGUACAGUAGAGUGUCACCACAGCCUAUGAUCAGCCGUUUACAGCAGCCUCGUCUUUCGCUUCAAGGCCAUCCUACAGACUUGCAAACUAGUAAUGUCAAAAGUGAAGAAAAAUUAAGGCGUAGUCUUCCAAACUUGUCCAGGACAUCUAACAUCCAAGCCGAGUCUGUGAAAAACAGCAGGAGUGACUCAAACUUCCAAGUGCCAAAUGGAGGAAUACCUCGCAUUCAACCUCAAGCCUCAGCCACUCUGCAAAGGCAGAAAAAUUUGCCUCGUGCUGCCUUCAAAACCAAACAGUUUCUUCAAACUCCAUCUACAAAAGGAGUACCUUCUUCAAGUAAAUUCCGCUCGCCUGUGGCACCGUCUCCCUUGGCUCUCCGACAGCCAGUGAAAGCGUUCAGUACUCACGGGCCGGGCUCGGGUGCCUCUCCAGAAGCCGCUCAGCUGACGCACAGUAGUUCUUCACCAGGGCCUCUUGCAGCCCAGAGCUCAGGCUUGCCGAGCCCUGCCAGCAGUAUUAACAGUACUACUCUUACCAGACCAGCAGGGAUGAGGAGUGGUUUGCCCAGACCCAGUGCCCCUUCCACAGGGGGCAUCCCAGUGCCUCGUAGCAAACUUGCACAGCCUGUUCGCAGAUCAUUACCCACUCCCAAGACAUAUGGCAACGUGAAAGAUGAGAGUUGGAAAGAUGGCUGCUACUGAUCUGCGCAGCUUAAUGCAGAGUUCCAGUGCUCAUGGAUACUUCCUCACCAGGCGAAAAGACAGCUUGAUUAAACAAACUGUUCAGAUGUGACUCGGAAUUUGUAAAAAUUCCAAACCUCUCUGUCUCUAAUUAGCACAAACUGGCAGAGAUUAUAAAGCAGCACUUUAAUGACAUCUAACAUCAGAUGUUUGGUGGUCAUACAAUCACUUCUACAUUAAAUUGCUAUCAGUUCUGGGGGCUUUUUUAUUGCUUGCUAAAAAUGUUAUCAAUAUGAGCAUUUAUGAGAGUGGCCAAUGUUGGGGCAAAAAUGAAUGAAUGCCAAAGAAAUGCCCAUCUUGAAAAACAGCAAGGAUAACUAUCAACAUACAUUAUCCAAAAGUUCAUUUUCGGCCUGCUUUAACUCAGCAGAAAGAUUGGUGAAUAUGUACUAUUGAAACAAGGCUACAGGAAUCACAGCUCAUGUUCUGAUUGCAGACUGCUACGGUGCUAGGGAAAUGUUGCUUUUAACAAUUGUAUCAGAUCCCAGCUGGGACUGGAUCUGUCCUUCAGUACUGCAGGAAGAGUCAGCAGUUACUCUGGAGGACUGGGCAGAACAGGGACUCGUAGCCAUGACUUCUGUUGCAUUAAAAGGUUUGAAUGUAGCAGACACACACAAUGCAAUAGUAUAGAUUACAUCUUUCCUAUGUUGAUUUAUUGGCUUUACCCACUCUUACGUUUGAUUGCCAAAAGGGCUUAGUAUCAGUUGUACAAUCUUUCUAACUUUAAAUUCCUGGCUCAGGAAAGAUGGCCUUCAUUAUUGUAGCCACAUUUUUAACACAUGGCUUGCUAUUUGGGAAAAAAAAUUUUUAUAGCAGGUUUCCUUGCAAAAGAAAGAGCAAGUGAUAAUUUUGAUUUAUUCUAAUACCAUACCACUAUACAUGCAGCCUGCAGCAACUGUAAAUGCUGAUAGUUGAGAAGGAAACACAACUAUGCACUUGUAACAUACAAAUUUUAAGGAAAUUAGUUGACUCUUGAUGCCAAAUGAUAUUCAUUUAGGUGAUGUUCCAUGGUAUGAGGGAGUUUUCUGUAUCCUAUUUUUUUACUUUCAUCCAUUUCUUAAAUUGGUUUAUUUUAAAUUGUAAAUAUUUUUACAGAAGAUAUUGCCCAUGUAAGUGUGUUUAAAUAUGUACUUUGCCUUACAUACGUGUAUCUUACAUUACUGGUAACAGAGUAUGAAACCUGCUAUGUCUGUUUACAAGCUAUUAAACUCCUCUGGUGGCUCUGA